Branchiostoma floridae (Florida lancelet) is the source of this 1772-nucleotide messenger RNA. Its product is annotated as alpha-1,3-mannosyl-glycoprotein 4-beta-N-acetylglucosaminyltransferase B-like. The coding region runs from base 162 to 1772 and encodes 536 amino acids. Gene Ontology annotation, molecular function: acetylglucosaminyltransferase activity. The record is from RefSeq and is a predicted model, not a curated record. Gene Ontology annotation, biological process: protein N-linked glycosylation. NCBI's taxonomy places the organism in Eukaryota, Metazoa, Chordata, Leptocardii, Amphioxiformes, Branchiostomatidae. The transcript is spliced from 14 exons. Gene Ontology annotation, cellular component: endoplasmic reticulum-Golgi intermediate compartment; endoplasmic reticulum; Golgi stack.
AUUUCCUUGACAUGUAGUUGCCGUGAACAGAUGCAGUCGUUCGCGCGGAUCUCAGUUUUCCCUUUCGAUGGCCGUACGGCGGAAUGGAGUUGUGCUGUUAACCGCCCUCAUCUUCCUCCCGUUCUUCUGGUUCAUGCUCUCAUCUCGGCCAGCUCCUGAAGAUGCCGACCUGGGACCAGCGUUGGACAGAGCUUCGGGAGCGGCUGAGUUUUGCAGAGCUGCAGACCCAGCGGCGCUCCAGGGAGCUGCAGGCACUGCGGGAGGAGAUCAAGGCUGCGUUAUCCGAGCAGCAGCAGAACAGCCAUCGACCUGAGGGCAACAACAAUGCCGGCGCUAGUAAAACAGGGAAACAACUGUCAGAGGAGACGAAGAGGAAGCUGCGCAGCUUGGUGGGAGGGGGGGACCUCCAGCUGCCCAGCAUCUACAACUACAUGCCGCACCUGCGGGACAAACCAGACGCCCUGCAGCCUGCCUUCCACCUGGGGCAGGGCAGAACAGGAGUGUCCUUUGUUCUGGGCAUCCCCACGAUAAAGCGUGAGAAGGAGUCCUACCUGAUGCAGAGCCUGGCCUCCAUCUUAGACGGUUUGUCUGACGAAGAAAAAGAUGACUGUGUCAUCGUACUAUUCAUCGGGGAGACUGAACAAGAAUAUGUAAAUAGAAUUGCUGAGAUGGUCAAAGAAAGCUACAAGGCUCCUAUUGAGUCAGGGUUGUUGGAGAUCAUCUCCCCACCAGCUGGUUUCUACCCAGACCUGGACUCCCUCAAAGAGACCUUCGGAGACCCCAAAGAAAGAGUCAAGUGGAGGACGAAGCAGAACUUGGAUUUCUCUUUCCUAAUGAUGUACUGUCAACCAAAAGGGCAGUUCUAUGUCCAGUUGGAAGAUGACGUCAUCGGCAAGCCAGGCUACAUAUCAACCAUGAAAAACUUUGCUUUGCAACAGAAAACUGAAGAGUGGAUGAUACUGGAGUUCUCACAACUUGGCUUUAUCGGUAAACUGUUCAAGUCCUCCGACCUGAGUUUGGUUGUCGAGUUCUUCCUCAUGUUCCAUAAAGACAAGCCCAUUGACUGGCUGCUGGACCACAUAUUUUUUGUAAAAGCCUGCCAUCCAGAAAAAGAUAAUAAACACUGUGAUAGAAUGAAAAGUGCGCUAAGGGUACGCUUCAAGCCCUCACUAUUCCAGCACAUAGGGACAUUUUCUUCAUUAAAGGGAAAAAUACAAAAGCUAAAAGAUAAAGACUUUGGGAAGCAGCCCCUCCACAGAGCACACACCAACCCCCCAGCAGAUGUGUCCACAACGCUGGAGGUCUACCAGAAGUACACCUUAGAGAAGUGCUACAUGGGAGAGAACUUCUUCUGGGGGCUUACACCAACCAAGGGGGACACCAUUGUGUUCUCCUUCCACAGUCCCAUAGCCAUAGAAAAAUACAAGUUUUCCAGCGGUAACACAGAACACCCUGGGGACAAGCUCAUCAACACAACGGUCGAUGUUCUACCAGAAAAUCACGAGCAGAAAGAGGGCGGAAUCUUACAGGACAACAAAGAAGACAACACAAAAACUGGGAUGAUUAGAUUAGAUGAUGGAUUCGUACAGAUUGGCCAGUUCAAUGCGGCAGGAGUAGCGGAGGGGGAGCCUGACAGAAGUAUCGGCAGAGUGAGGCAGCUCAGACUGAGGUGUCUGUCCGAUGGGAAGGCCUGGGUCAUCCUCAGUGAGGUCAGCAACUUCUUAGUACUUAGGCCACACCAAUUUAAUAUGUCACAGUUUACCUUGUCUUAG